AUGCCUGUCGUGCCGAAACCGCAAGUCCACGUAGCGAUAUUAAGCCAUCCACAUAGACGAAAUAAGACUAGGGAUCACAACCGCCGCACUUCGGCCAUAGCAGAUGAAAACUCUCCCACAAACGGACAGGACAGGUUUCCAUUAUUACCUGACGUUUCGCUUGCCGAUAGUACUUCACCAACUAGAUUACCGCCUCCAGUCGCCUCGUCUGGGUUAGCGGAAGCCUUUUUUGCAUCUUAUCCGAACCUGGUUGCGCCGUCCAACCCAAGUCUCAACUCCUCCCAGGAAUUGCCAGAUGAAGAGUCGUCACCAUGCUCACCUUCAGCCUCAUCUUACUCUGCACGCGCAACCAUGCUCCAGCACGAUCAAAGCAAGCCUGAUCCGGGGAGGAACCCAAAUACCCCUCUUCUUGAUCUCGGAGAUCAUUCCACACUCUUUAAUGACUUUCCUGGAUUCACAGAUUACAACUUCCACAACUAUUUUGAUUUGAUGGACACCAAUCCUAUAGCCAACCCUCUAGUUGACUCGAGCUCUCUAGUCAACAUAUUACCCACUGAGCUAGACCCCUCGGUGGCCAUGGUGGAUAAUCAUUGCUCCUGUACACAUCCCUGUACUACCUUCACCGUUUCCUGGAUUGCUCUCUGCUGCAAGGCAUCACUCUGUGGCCCUACAUACCAUGAUGUUGUAAAUUCACAGGCCCUUUCAGUUCCUACGGAGGACGUCAUGCGCGAACUGAUCAACCUAUACUUUGUCUAUGUUCAUCCCAUUUUCCCUGUCAUAAGUGAAUGGAACACUUACAGUCUGUUAAAACCUUUGCUCUCUAAUGGCGGCGAAACGACUAGCCUAAUGAGUCUAGCCAUGGUCAACGCUAUUAUGUUUUCCGCUAGUGCGAAAAGAUCUCGUGAAAGCCGCCGGAUUCCCAAGCAUUGUAGUAAUGCGUAG
Molecule: messenger RNA, 942 nt
Organism: Eremomyces bilateralis CBS 781.70
Lineage: Eukaryota; Fungi; Ascomycota; Dothideomycetes; Eremomycetales; Eremomycetaceae
Exons: 4
Coding region: 1-942 (313 amino acids)
Source: RefSeq, a predicted model, not a curated record